CCAAAAAUAAUAUCUAAAGCUUAGUUAGUUAAGAUGGGUAGUCAAGAGUCAUAUCUUUGUUUAUUCAAUACGUAUACGCCCACUCUGAUUUGUUGAAGCUUCAUACUUACCCAACUAAUCUCUAUUUUCCCACUAAUUAAUCCUCCCAUUUACACAUUAAUCCAUCAUGCACUUGAGUAAAAGAAAGUCCCCAAACUGUGCAACUUUUUCUGAAUCCAGAGAGUAAUUGCAAAAUUUGCAAGUAAAAGCCAAAUCUUCUUGGGGAAAUAAUAUUUGGUGUUUGGUGGGUCAUCAUCUGCAACUGCAAGUUCAAACCUAAGCCUUUAUCUCCACCUUUUUAAUUUCUCGUCAUACAAUUGGAGUUGUCUUGUGAUUGAUUACCUUUAUCAUCUUAGGAUUUCCCAGAAGUGCCACAAACAGGAAGAAAAAGUGUUUGUGUGAUCCAGUUGAUUGGUGAUGUGCCCCCAUGCUUGCUGGUAGCCAAAGCUCUUGCUCUGUAGCCCUCUGGUAGCUUCCAAACACUUCCAAUUCUUUUAGAACUCAUGGGUGAAUCAAUAGUCGAUUUUGCCAGGGAUGCUGAAAAGGUGGUGGAGAGGGAGACAUUAGCUUCAAAUUCUUCAAACCCUCAUCUGGAAGUGUCGGUUUCUUUCGGAAGAUUUGAGAAUGAUUCUUCACUGUCCUGGGAGAAAUGGUCGACAUUUUCGCAGAAUAAGUACUUGGAGGAAGUUGAGAAAUGUGCCACUCCUGGCUCGGUGGCCCAGAAAAGGGCUUACUUUGAAGCCCAUUACAAGAGGAUUGCUGCUCGAAAAGCCGAGGAGUUGAUGGAGCAAGAGAAGCAAAUGCAAGGUGGUGAUACCUUUAGGUCGGAAUCUGAUCAGAAGAGCGGAGAUCAGAUGGAUUCCGAGGCUCAUUUCGAAAUUGAUUUGGCUAACAGUCAAAGUAAUGCCCAAGGAAAUGAUCGAGAAGCGAAUUUCGACAGCGAGAUUAGUGAAACUCAUGUGGAUGAUCUCAAGGAGGAUGAUGUUUUUGCCAUAGUGUGUCAAAACUCAUUAGCUGUGGGAGAAAAAGAAGAAACAGAUGGAAGAACGGAUAAUCCCGAAUUGGACAAUCCGGAGGAGGAACUUGUUUUGGUGAAAGAAGUAGAAAAUGUCCCUGCUGAAUCUCAAGGAGUACAGGAGAUUCCAAAGACUUUGGACAAUGAUGUAGGAAGUGCUCCAGAAGUCAAAGAGGUGAAAGAGGAAAAACCCAGAUUGGAUCUUCGGAAGGUACCUCAGAAGGUUACUCCAAUGAGCAAGGAGAGAAAUGUGGCAAGUGUUAAGAAGAAGGCAGUUCCGCCAAUAGCAAAAACACCAGAGAAAUCCGCCCCUAGGGUGUCAAAGUCUAUAUCAACUCCCACCCCUAAAGCAUCGAAGUCUACAUCAACUCCCACCCCUAGAGCAUCGAAGCCGCUAUCAACUUCCACCCCUAGAGCAUCGAAGCCGUUAUCAACUUCCACCCCUAGAGUAUCGAAGUCUAUAUCAACUUCCACACCUAGAGUGGCUAAGUCUAUAUCAACUUCCACCCCGAGAGUGGCUAAGUUUCUAUCAACUUCUACUGCAACAUCUUCAUCGUGGUCCUCGGUAAAGAAGGGCAAUGCUUCAUCUCUCCCUAGGAGCAAAAAUCCUUCAACUGAGGAAACCAAGAAAGCUCCUUCCAAGUCUUUGCACAUGUCACUCAAUUUGGAAUCCAGUCCCACAAUGUCAACUUCUGUGACCACUACAACCAGAAAGUCUUUCAUUAUGGAGAAUAUGGGAGAUAAGGAUAUCGUCAAACGAGCAUUUAAGUCGUUUCAAAACAAUUACAACCAACCGAAACCCUCCAUUGAAGAGAAACCUCCAACACCAAAGCAGCUCUCUACGAAGGGGAAAGAAUCAAGGGUUUCCUCCUCUGUACCCCUGACAAAGGAGAAUGGAGGGUAUCUAGAAAAAAGAACUGCUAAGGCCGCUCCAUCAUCUGUUAGCUUGAGAAGUGAUGAAAGCACAGAUAAAAGAGAGUUUUCACAGAAAUUGGCGGCAAAACCCAAUGUGAAAGUGACAGAGAGAGCAAACUCCCAACCAAAGUCAAAGGAUCAAAAGGAGGCAGAGAUAAAAAAGCUCAGACAGAGUCUUAAUUUUAAGGCUACUCCCACACCAGGCGUUUAUCGGGGGCCAAAACUGUCAAAAAGUACUUCAGAAAAGGAGAGUUCCAACAAUGAAACCCAUCGGUGAAAAAAUCUCAGGCGGCUGCAAGGUCACUCGUCGUCCUCCAAGAACCAUAUCUACUUCAGGGGAUCGACAAGGAAGGAGAAUAUACGUGAAGGAAUUGCUUCUUAUGGAAGAUCCAUGCUUAAUAUUAUCGCUUAGAUGAUGAGAAAGUGAACAUGUUGAGUCACAACCUGUAUAUUUUGAUGGCUGGAACAGAUCUACUGCAUGGUAAUAAUCUGCAGAUGAUAAGAAACAGGUCGGGUUUAUGCUUUUCAUUCCCUGCUCGUCCCAAAUAGUAUUCGGAGUUAGAAAUGCUACGUACGCAUUGUUGUAUUCGAAGGUAUAACUGUGGAACUGUUAUAAUUACAUGGUAAUCCAAAGUUGGUUGCAUAAA
Messenger RNA from Malus domestica (apple), 2616 nucleotides. The record is from RefSeq and is a predicted model, not a curated record. Lineage: Eukaryota; Viridiplantae; Streptophyta; Magnoliopsida; Rosales; Rosaceae.